GACGGAAACCCGGCAGGUCAGGGCAUCCUGGUAGAGUUAUGGAAGUGGUUAAGUGUCCGCAGCACGAGACCGUCUGCUUCUUAAAGACCGGCGUCCGCGAUGGCCCGAAUAAGGGAAAGAGCUUCUACGUGUGUCGGACGAACGCUUGUGGCUUCCUGCUGGCCACCGAUAUUCCUGUUUCUCAUUGUUUAUUGCAUGAGGACUUUGUGGUAGAGCUUCAGGGUUUGUCCCUACCACAGGGCAAGAAAGAAUGGAGGCUGUUCUUCCGGUGUGCGAAGGGGAAGGCGGAGGGGAAGCACUGGUGCGGCAGUGUCCCGUGGCAGGACCCUAACCCUAAAGAACACUCUGUAACCAGUAAGCCUGCCAAGGCUUUGGAGACAUUUCCUCGCUCUCCCAGCCAGCCUAGAAACCCAUUCAGGGUGCUUAACAAGAAUCAAAAACCAGCGCUCUGGAAAGAGGUUGUCGAAGGACAAGAGGAAGCAAAAACACUUGAUAAGAAGCUGAGACAAAACAGAGAGCAGCUCUUGGACCAAAAGAAAGAACAGAAGCCAAAAUCUAACUGCUGGAUGGAGAAGGAUGCCUCCUCCGACCUAGUGACAAAGAGACAGUCUGGAGGUGAAGGGAAAGAACAAGAGAAAACAAAGUUCCAGCCCCAAGCCAAGGGGACUGAAGGAAUGGCUUCCAAACAAGGCCAUGGAGAUGUGCAUCAUGGAACGCCCGAGGCUCCUCAGAUGUCAGCACGUGAGAGCCGAGAAGUCCCAAGCAAGGCAGAACCUCUGAGAGAGAAGGAAACCCAGCUUUUGCCUCACAGUGUUCCUGGUCACAACUCAGAAAGCAAGGCCCAGAAGGAGGGAUGCCUCAGCAGGACGCACCUCAAGAAUGGGGAAGCCCAAGGCAAAACAGAGUCAGACGCCCCCAGUGCACAGCCCUCCCAGAAAGAGCUGUCCCAGGGGCCUCUCCAGGCUCCUUCCAAGACUUGGGGGCCUGCCCCCAAAGGACCAGUAGCCCGUGGGCUCUGCGUAGGACCGGUACACCAUUCUGAUUCCAGCAGCGAUGACAGUGAGGAGGAGGAGGAGGAGGAUGUUUCCAGUAGCCCAGGGUCCCCACUUCUCUUCGACUUGACUAUGGCCUCACAGAAGAGGGAGAACGUUCAACCUCCUGACCCAAGUGUGCAAAGACAGAUACCCGCUGUUUUAGGAGUUUCCGAGAAAGGAGGCUCAUCUGACCCAGCAGCCCAGCGUGCAAACCUUACAUCACAGCUGAGACAGAAGAAGGGCACACUAGCUGCAGUGAACAUCCAGGCUCUCCCGGACAAGGGCGAGAAGCUGCUUAAGCAGAUCCAGGCGCUGGAGGAUGCACUCAGUGCUCUGGCGCUCUCCCCAGAGCCCGGAACUAGGGGAGACUGCAGCCCUCGGGAACCAGAGCAGAGUAACAUCGCCCAAACUGCUGCUGACCCUGCGUACUCUGUGCCUCCCAAGCCCCUUCCCAGGCAGGAGACCCAGCUUGCAGGCUCUCUAGGACUAAAGGCAGGCUGCCAGGGAACUUCUGAGGGAGCCGGCCGGUGCUCAGGAGGCCAUCCAAACCAACAUCGCCUUUUUAAUGUGUGGAAAGUCACGAGUGAAGCUAUCGAUGAGCUGCAUCGGUCACUGGCGUCUUGUCCUGGUGAAACAGCAGUGGCAGAAGACCCAGCCGGCUUGAAGGUCCCUUUACUACUGCACCAAAAACAGGCGUUAGCCUGGUUACUGUGGCGGGAAAGUCAGAAGCCUCAAGGAGGGAUUUUGGCGGAUGAUAUGGGCUUAGGAAAAACUCUGACGAUGAUCGCGCUCAUCCUAACCAAGAAGAACCAGCAGAGAAGCAAGGAAAAGGACAGAAGUGUGCCCGUGACGUGCCUUACCAAGGAUGACUCCUCUGUCUUCACUUCCAACGGAACACUGAUUGUCUGCCCCGCUUCCCUGAUCCAUCACUGGAAGAACGAGAUAGAGAAACGUGUGAACAGCAACAAACUCAGAAUCUAUCUCUACCACGGGCCAAACCGGAGUCAGCACGCAAAAGUACUGUCUACGUAUGACAUCGUGAUUACUACUUACAGCCUUCUGGCCAAGGAGAUUCCCACAGCGAAGCAGGAGGGAGAGGUCCCGGGAGCACACCUCAAUGUGGAGGGCAUCGCAGCGCCUCUGCUUAAAGUAGUCUGGGCUCGUCUCAUACUGGAUGAAGCUCAUAGCGUGAAAAAUCCGCGAAUACAGUCAUCCAUUGCUGUGUGUAAGCUGCAAGCGCAGUGCCGGUGGGCUGUCACUGGAACCCCUAUUCAGAACAACCUGUUGGAUAUGUAUUCACUGAUAAAGUUUCUCCGCUGUUCCCCAUUUGAUGAGUUCAGUCUUUGGAAGAGUCAAGUUGACAAUGGCUCAGUGAAAGGAGGAGAGCGGUUAAGCAUUUUAACCCAGAGCCUUUUGCUGCGGAGAACAAAAGACCAACUGGAUUCCACUGGUAAACCUUUGGUGCCACUGCCCCUGCGUAGAUUUCAGCUACACCAUUUGAAACUUUCGGAAGACGAACGGGCUGUUUAUGACGUCUUUCUUGCAAGGUCAAGGUCAGCUCUCCAGUCCUAUCUAAGGAGACAAGAAGGUAGAGGCAGCCAGCCUGGCAAAAGCCCCGAUAACCCAUUCAGUAGAGUGGCUCGGGAGUUUGGGUCCAGUGUGCCCCAGUGCUCCGCUGCAGCUGACUCACAGAGGCCCAGCACUGUCCACGUCCUGUCCCAGCUUCUGCGACUUCGCCAGUGUUGCUGCCAUCUUUCUCUUCUGAAGUCGGCUCUGGACCCGACAGAACUGGAGAGCGAAGGCCUCGUCCUGUCCCUGGAAGAACAGCUCAGCGCUCUGACUUUGUCCAAAAUCGAUGUCUCAGAGCCGUCACACACUGUUAGCCUUAAUGGCGCGUGCUUCAAGGUGGAGCUUUUUGAUGACACACGAAGGAGCACCAAGGUGUCCUCUCUGCUGGCAGAACUGGAAGCAAUCCACAAUGGCCCAGGCUCCCAGAAGAGUGUCAUUGUCUCUCAGUGGACCAGCAUGCUGCAAGUGGUAGCACUGCACCUUAAGAAGCAACGACUGACUUACGCCACCAUCGAUGGCUCUGUCAACCCCAAACAGAGAAUGGACUUGGUGGAGGCGUUUAACCACUCCCAGGGGCCUCAGGUCAUGCUAAUCUCACUCUUGGCUGGUGGUGUUGGACUCAAUCUGACUGGAGGAAACCACCUCUUCCUUCUGGACAUGCACUGGAAUCCCUCACUUGAAGACCAAGCUUGUGACCGGAUUUACCGAGUAGGACAGAGGAAGAAUGUUGUCAUACACAGGUUCGUCUGUGAGGGGACGGUGGAAGAGAAGAUCUUACAACUCCAAGAAAGGAAGAAAGACUUGGCCAAACAGGUCCUUUCAGGGUCCGGAGGAUCUGUCACCAAGCUCACACUGGCUGACCUCAAGAUCCUCUUUGGCAUCUAGCAUCCCC
Molecule: messenger RNA, 3495 nt
Organism: Acomys russatus (golden spiny mouse)
Lineage: Eukaryota; Metazoa; Chordata; Mammalia; Rodentia; Muridae
Gene: Ttf2
Product: transcription termination factor 2
Exons: 23
Coding region: 39-3488 (1149 amino acids)
Molecular function (GO): ATP-dependent chromatin remodeler activity; zinc ion binding; ATP binding
Source: RefSeq, a predicted model, not a curated record